AGUUACUUUUUUCCUUCCUGAAAAUGCCGCGAACAAGAAAACGCAAGACGCAACGGGGCACGAAAGAAGUAGAUUUAUACGAACAGGCGUUUGAAGAGGUUAUAAAGGGUCAGUUAUCCAUUCGUGCGGCUGCAAAAAAGUAUGACUUGUGUCAUGUAUCUCUGAUGAGAUACAAAAGGAAGAAAGAUUCUACAAAUGAGAAAGAUCACACAGAAUCCUCUGUUACCAUGGGGUAUAGAAGCUGCAAUAAAAUUUUCUCCGCGGAACAGGAAAAAAUCAUGGUGCAAUAUAUUAUAAAAGCUGCUGAAAUAUAUUAUGGUCUUCCACCAAAAGAAAUUCGGCGACUUGCUUACGAGCUAGCCAAAAAAUAUGAUUUGAAAAGACCUCCCCAAUGGGACGAAAACUGUCAAGCCGGUGCAGAUUGGUUCUCCUCUUUUAUGAAGAGAAAUGCUGAAUUAUCAAUAAGAUGUGCACAACCGACCAGUAUUUCUAGAGCUACGAGUUUUAAUGCUACAAAUGCACCCUGCGACGAGUGCGACGAGGGUUACGACGUUACGGAGCGGGAACGUCGAGAACGGGAAAGACAACAACCGGGAGAAGGGGGAUGA
Messenger RNA from Temnothorax curvispinosus, 608 nucleotides. RefSeq lists its product as uncharacterized. The coding region runs from base 24 to 608 and encodes 194 amino acids. The transcript is spliced from 3 exons. The record is from RefSeq and is a predicted model, not a curated record. Gene Ontology annotation, molecular function: DNA binding. NCBI's taxonomy places the organism in Eukaryota, Metazoa, Arthropoda, Insecta, Hymenoptera, Formicidae.